Molecule: messenger RNA, 5909 nt
Organism: Ictalurus punctatus (channel catfish)
Lineage: Eukaryota; Metazoa; Chordata; Actinopteri; Siluriformes; Ictaluridae
Product: GRIP and coiled-coil domain-containing protein 2
Exons: 23
Coding region: 176-5515 (1779 amino acids)
Biological process (GO): late endosome to Golgi transport
Cellular component (GO): Golgi apparatus
Source: RefSeq, a predicted model, not a curated record
AUGUUCAUUGACGAAAGCGGAAAUAAAGACACUCUGGUUGAUGUUUUGCUUUUACGUGAAGCUUAGUGUUUGGCCAAAAAAAAAACAAAAAACAGAUCUACCGUAUGCUAGUGAAUGUUAUUAAUAUAAAAAUUAAAUAUUAGACUGUGCCUAGUGUAACGUGUGGGGUGUCGAUAUGGAGAAGGAACCGGAUGUGGAGUGUGGCAGCUCCUCAUGUAUGGGCAAUGGGAAAUCUAAGCUGGACACAUUGUCUAAAGACGACCUCAUUAAAUUCGCAAAGAAGCAGAUGGGUGCAAUGCAGAAAUUAAAGUCUAAGUGUGCAGAUUUAGAAGAGAAAAUUGGAGCACUGAAGGCUCUUCAAGGUGCGCCUUCCAAUGAUUCUGUAAUAAAGGAGCUGACUGAGAGAAUGGAUGCUGUAUUGCUUGAGAAAGCAGAGACUCAACAGAUGCUUGUGUUAAUGCGCAAAGAAAAUGAAACGCUGAGAAACCAAAGAGAAGAUUCAAUGGAGAAGAUGGCUGCUCUCCAGCAGAAACUGGAUCAUAUUGAAAAGAACCACGCUGAAAAGAUCAAACUAAUGGAAGAACAGUUUGAAACCUCAGAAACAAAAUACAAAGAGGAAUUGGAGUUUUUAAAAAAAAUAACAAGUGAAAAUGAAGAAAUCCAAAGACAUAAACUUCAGGAAGACUUUAAUUCUAAAAUGGAAACGAUUAAUCAAGAAUAUGAGAGAAAGAUAUCUGACUUGGAUCAGAAUCUGGAAUUGGCUAAAAAAGAAUGGAUCACUGAGAAAGAAACUCUUAAGGACACUCACCAGAUAGCUCUCCAAAAAACCCAAGCAGAAAUUGACCAUUUUCAGGAGAUGAUUUCAAGGCUGAACAGGCAGUAUGAAGAUGAGGUCAGUUAUCUGGAAGAACAGCUUGAAAUCAACGCUGCACAGUUCGAUAUGGAGAGGGAGAGGCUGUUGCUGGUCCAGGAAGAGCUAUCAGAGCAAAUAGCACUUAAAGAGAGCUACCUCCAAGAUGUUCAAGAGGAAGAAGAAGACCUCAACAGAAGGACUCAAAAGCCAUCAGAAUUGAUUAAGGCAUUGGAUUCCUCAGUAGUACAAGACCCAGAGAAUGAAAUGGACAAAUUGAGAUUAGAAUUUGCGGAUUUACAGUCACAAAACACAAUGCUUAAAGAAGAGCUCACCUUUCUCACUAAUGUGAAGACUGCGCUUGAGGGUGAUUUGAAACAUUUAAAGAAGGAGUUCAGAAUGGAAAGAGAAGAGCUGGAGUUCAAGAUUAAUGAAUUGCAAAUGACCAAAGAGGAAGCCGAGGUUUGCCCUGAAAAGGAGGUUAAUUUCAUGAACGUAGUAGAAACUAUCCGUCUCGAAGAACAUAAUCAGAUUCUUCAAGAAUUAAAAGAGUUACACAAUGCAGAAAUGAAAGAACUAGAGGCUCAUCUUAUUUCCAAUAAAGAACGUGAAAAAGAAGUGAUUGUUCAAGAGGCACAAGAUCUGCAAAACACAUUUAAAGUUCUUUCUGAGGAGAAACAAGCUAUUGCCAGUGAAUAUGAGCACACAAAAGAAAUUCUGAGAAACAUUGAGAUGGAGCUUGGAGACAGAACAUCUGAGUUUGUAAAGAAAUACAAUACCAUGAAGGAUCAGGCAGCAAUUUCAGUUCAAGAGUUAGAGGAAAAGCUCAGGGAGAAGGAUAGUAUUAUAGAGAAACUAAAGUGCUUCGAGCAAACACAGGAUAAUUCAGAGCAAAAACUGCAGCACAAGGAAGACAUUGUACCAGAAGACAAAGAAGUCCACAAGUUCAUGAUGUCAGACAAAGAGAAUAUGGUGACACUUAAAGAAAUAUUAAUGUACAUAGACAAAAUACGAUAUGAAUGUAAGGAUGGAGGUAUGGACACUGCCCAGAUCACACUUCAGAAGUUGGAGGACUUGGCAAUGACUUUGGAAGUUGCCUUGGAUGAGAAGAAAAGUCUGAGGAAUUGUAUAGAUAAGUUGGAGAGUCAGCAUUCUUUCUCAGCUCAUGAAAAAGAUCAAGAGGUCAAGAAUUGCAAUACUUCAGUAGAGGACUUGGCUGUGUCAAAUGAGGAAAUGGCUGAACUACAAAAAGAUCACCAGUCUGCAUUACAAGAGCGGGAUGCUCUAAGAAAAGAUCUGGAGACUAGUGAAGAAAAACUUUUUGAGGCACAGAAGCAAAUCUGUUAUAUACUUGCUCAGAACUAUUCUGCCAAAAUAGAUGAAGAGCAAGACAUCUCUGUACUGCUGAACCAUCUUCUAUCCAGAGUUGAAGAAGAUAAAACGACUUGUAUUGCAUCUAAUGAAGAAAAGGCUAAACUGCAAAAAGACCUGCAAGCGGUGUCUGACGAGAGGAAUGAGCUAAAGAAGAUUAUUGAAACUAGUGAAAGAAAACUUUCUGAUACACAAAGACAUGUCUGUGAAAUACUGGAGCAGCACUACUCUGUGAAAAUAGACUCGGAGGAAGACAUCUCUGUACUGCUGAAUCAUCUUCUGUCUAGCAUUCACGAGGAAAAAAAGAGUUACAUUAUGUUAAAUGAGGAAAAGUUGAAACAACAAAGAGACCUGGUGAUUGUGGUUGAAGAAAGGGAGGAUCUAAAGAGGUAUAUGGAAACCCUUGAAAGAAAUCUUUCUGAUGCACGGAGGAACAUCUGUCAAAUGCUGAAGCAAAACUACUCUGUGAAAAUAGACUCGGAGGAAGACAUCUCUGUACUGCUGAACCAACUUCUGUCUAGCAUUCAGGAGGAAAAAAAGAGUUGCAUUAUGUUAAAUGAGGAAAAGUUGAAACAACAAAGAGACCUGGUGAUUGUGGUUGAAGAAAGGGAGGAUCUAAAGAGGUGUAUGGAAACCCUUGAAAGAAAACUUUCUGAUGCACGGAGGAAUGUCUGUGAAAUACUGGAGCAAGACUACUCUGAGAACAUAAAUGAAGAAGAGGACAUCCCUGUAUUGCUGAAGCAUCUCCAGUCAAGAGUUCAGGAAGAAAAACUGAUAUUAACCCAGCAGUUGGAUGAAAAAACAGUACAGUUGUCACAGCUGAACCAGCAAGCUGAGCUCAGUGACGACGGGAACCUACAAGUUCAAUCAGAUAUUGAAAAUUUGCAAAGGGACCAAAAUGAGCAGGUUGAAAUAACAGGGAGGUUGGUGGGCCAAGAACAUGAAGAACCUGCAGUUGAAGGUGGUGCUCAGGAAACUGAUGACAUGAAACGGCUCCAACAGAAGUUAAGUGAAAAAGAGUCUAUAGUAGCCCAUCUAAAGGAAGAAAUUUCCCUUUUACAGGAAUCCAAACUAUCUGCAUUCAAUGAGAAUAUGAGGCAAAUGGAAUCUUUAGAAAAAGAAUACAAAGAGAAAGAAGAACGUUUGAAUAAAUUCAAAGCUGUAGCUGUGAAAGCAAGGAAGGAACUGGACAACAGCAAAAAAGAGGCAUCUAGACUAAAAGAAGAAUUGGAGGCUUUGAAAUCUGAAAGAGACAAAAUGUCAGACUCUAUGAAGGCCAUCAUCCAUGGUGCAGAGGCCUAUAAGAAUCUUAUGAUCGAUUAUGACAAGCAAACUGAGCUGUUGGAUCAAGAAAAAGAUAAACUGGAAGCAUCAGAAAAACUGGUUGGUGACUUGACCAAACGUCUACAUGUUGCUGUUGAACAGCAUAAGCAACUUUCUACUGAGAGAGAAGAUCUGAUGGCUCAUAUGGAGACUCUCCAAAGUAAUGUUCGACAGCUGGAAGCACAGGCUCUUGAGAUGCACAAACUCAAAUCUUCAGUUGAGAGAGACUUGGAAGCAGAAAGGCUUUUAAAAGAGCAAAAAACAAAGGAGCAUGCAUGUGCUGUGAAGGAAGUUGAGGAACUCCACACUGUGCUACAGAAACAGAAACAACAGUUGCAGCAGACGGAGCAUGAGUUGGAACAGCUUAGGAAGGAUGCCCAGCAGAGCACUUUGUUGGACAUGGAGAUGGCGGAUUAUGAGCGGCUGGUCAGAGAGCUCAACCUGCAGAUCUCUGACAAGGACAGACUGCUGGAAGAGCAGGAAAGACAAACACAAGCUCAGAGAGAGAGGGAGGAGAAACUGAACCAGGAAAUAGAGUCUUUAAAGUCACUUGUGGACAUUGGAGAGGAGAAGACCGCAAAGGUUAAGCAGCUGCUGGUGAAAGCUAAGAAGGAUUUGGCAGAUGCCAAGAAAGAAGAAGCAUCUCAGAAGAUCCUGCAGUCUUCUCUGAAAGGGGAAUUAGAGGCCAUUCAACAACAGCUGGAGAGUUACAAGAUUCAGUGUAGUGAACUGACUGCAGAUCGGCACAGGCUUCAGGAGCAGCUAAAGUCAGUGAGUGAUCAACAUCAGAGGUCAGUCACUGCCUACCAGCACCAAGUGACAACUUUACAGAAUGAUCUGAGCUCUACAAAGGCUGAAUUUGAGUCCACAAAGUCCGACUUUGAUAGCUACAAGGUGCGAGUACACAAUGUGCUCAAGCAGCAGAAAACUAAGAGCUCUACUGAAAGCAAUAGUGAUUUUUCCAAACAGGACAGGGAGAACAUGGAGUCCAUGCUGGAGCAGUUGAGGUCCAAACUGCAAGAAAGUCAACUUAAUGCACAGAGCUGCAAUGCAGAGCUGCAGCAGCUUCAGACUGAAUAUGACACACUUUUGGAGCGUCACAACAAAAUGUUGCAGCAGACCAUCACCAAAGAGGCUGAACUGAGAGAGAGGUUACUGUCAUUGCAUUCAGAGAAUGUAGCACUAAAAUCGGAGCACAGCCAGUCAGUAGUGCAGCUAACGGCACAAACAGAAACAUUACGUAGUAGCUUCCGGGAGCAGCUACACCACUUGCAGGAUGAACAUCGCAGCACGGUAGAAACCCUGCAGCACCAGAUCAACAGGCUGGAGACCCAGCUUUUCCAGCUGCAAAAGGAGCCUGCCACCUCUGCUGCUCAGCAGCAGAGCAAGAAGCCACAGUCAGACAAGAAGCUUGCAGAUCUGCCUCUGCUUGAGUUGAACAUGGCACGAGAGGAAGGUGAGGGAAUGGAGACAACAGAAACUGAGUCUGUCUCCACAGCAGGGACUCCUCCACCCAGUCUCGAGCAGCUCCUCACUUCACCCGACCCAAAACAUGAGCCCUUUGUGUGGCAGGUGGAGCCCACAAAGGAGGAGCUAACUAACAAACUGAAUACAGCCACUCGCAGCAUGGAACACAUGAACAGCCUGUUACAUGAGAGUGAAGCCACCAACGCCAUCCUCAUGGAACAGAUCAACCUCUUGAAGAGUGAGAUGCGUCGUCUGGAGAGGAAUCAGGAGCGAGAGAAAUCGGUUGCAAACCUGGAGUAUCUGAAAAACGUGUUGCUGCAGUUUAUCUUCCUUCAUGCUGGCAGUGAGAAGCAGGCGCUGCUGCCUGUCAUACACACAAUGCUACAACUCAGCCCAGAAGAGAAGAACAAACUUUCCGCAAUUGCGCACGGUGAAGAAGAGGCUGCAGCGUCGAGAGGAUCUGGUUGGACUUCAUAUCUCCACAGUUGGUCUGGGAUCAGAUAAGAACUGCAUACCUCAAGUAUCCACAGUAUCCAGAAAUGUCUGUAUGAUUCUAUAAUAAAAAACAUAAGUAGUCCUCUGUAUUUUUUUUAAAGAAUAUUUUAUUAUUCUUGUGAAGACAGUAUGGAGUUGACUUGUGUAGCAUAAAAUCAACAGCUCACAUUUUUUGUAAACACCUUCGAAUCAGCUUUCCCUGUUAUAUGUGAAGUGACUUUUCAACCAAAUUAUUAAUGUAUAAUAUAUAAUAAAAAUACUAAGGGUUCAAUGAUUAUAGAUAACCAAACAUAUCAAAAGUUGUUAAAACAUUAUAUUGAAAUGUUGAAUCUUUGUCAUUAUAAAUCUACUGCAUCAUCUUGUAACUGUAAUCAACAAUAAAUUGUGUCAUGUCAAGGUUCAA